AUGGAUAAGGAGGCUGGAGCGGCCCUGCUUCUGACAGCAACGUCUUUGGAUGAGUGCAAAGAUCUCUUUCAGCAGCAGGCCUGUGCCACUCAUCCCACUGCUGGUGGAACGCUGCAAGAGUUCAACAUGAUCCUGAAUACUUUCAGCUCGCUGUGCAAUGGUUUUGCCACGGCUGGUAAGCUUCAGUGGCUGCCAGAUGCAGAAUCCAGCGUGACGGAUCUCCAAGCAUUGCUCAGACGCCUGAGCCCACUGCGCCGAAGAGAGGCGAUCCAGCGCCUUCCGCUGCAAGAACGGCACCGGCUGGAGAGAUCGAUGCUGAGGAAGUCCAGCGAUGCGACAGAGGAAAAGAAAGACGCUUCGCGCUUGCCACGUUUGCCACGUCGCGGGACGCUUUCGGAGCGAAGUCUUUGUUCCCAAGUGAGAGUCGGCUCUGAAAGCUUCAGGCCAUGUGUCCAUUUGCAUGAAGGCUUGUACGUUCAAGCUCUAUCCUGCCGAGACUUGCCUAUGGCAGUUGCAGCUCUGGGCACGCUGAUCAUCAUGCGAUCUCUGUGUCGGGCCCAAACGUACGAUCAGUAUCGAGCACGAUCGGCUCAUCGCAAGAUGUGUCGCAAGACUUGUUACGACUUUGUGAGGCAUCGAGCUCUGGACCUGCAGAGAGCAAUUGCCACCACUCUAAGUGUGCAUACCUUGAACGACAAGCUAUCCUUCGUCUUUCGAACUCGCUUUUCCCUUUCAAAGAGCUGUGAACUUGCAACCCCUUCCAGAAGGGAGCCGCAGGCGGCCAUCGAAGAUUGGGUUGUGAUGAUUUGGGCAAUGGAUGCUUUGGACAAGUUGAAACUCUUGAAGUUCGUCUCUGCCAUUUCCACCAUGCCCGGGGCUGUUCGUGGCAAGAUGGAAGACCUUGGCAGUCAUGGUGUUGCAAACUUUGAAGAUACAGAACCAGGACGGACGCUGGAGAUUGUGGAUGGGGGUGCUGCAAGCACACUGAAGGUGAGCGGACUCCGCAAAGCAGAACCGAUGUCAUGCGACUUCGAGCCUGCGCUUGUUGCACUUCAAAGAUCUGCGCGCAAGGUCCAAAAUUCGGAGGACCACAGAGACUCUUGGCCCACUAAGCUCGACCUCAAGAAGCUUCCUCGACUACAGUCUCGUCGUGAGCCACGUGCUGCAACUAGUGGCCUCACCGGUUCUGCCUGGUCCGACUUUGCAGUUGAGGUGAUGGUGGGCAGUGAGAGUUUCCCUGUGAUUGUUGACACUGGCUCUUCGACCUUCGCAAUUCCAGCUCGCCCUGUGGCUGGAUGUGAGUUCUACACUGGGGAUUGCGAAGGCAGACCAAUCGAAGCUCGCUAUGGUAGUGCGAAUUGGACAGGCCGCGUUUGUUAUGGACCAGAGGUCGAAAUGGCAGGCCUUCCAGCUGGACACAUUAGCUUUGCUGGAAUCUAUGUGCAGAACAAUUUCCUCACGGAGUGUACCUCAAUCCCGGGCGGGUUUGUUUCCCGCGGCAUCAUUGGAAUGGCCUAUCCAGCACUUUUGCCUCAAGGCCUCUCGAAGUCCUUGUGGGAUUCUGUGGUCGCCACAGCUCAAAUCCGCAACGUCUUUGCCAUGCAGUGCUGUCCAUGGAGUGGCUUGAACCGGGGCACUGGCAGCUUGACUCUGGGAGGGUGGGACCAGCAGCUGUACCGCGAGGAAGACUUUGCGUACACUCCGAUAACGAUGGAGAAGUGGUUCUGCGUCCGCGUUGAGAAAGUCUUCCUUGUUGGCUUCGAAGACAUGGAAGAUUCCGAAGAUUCGGAAGAUUUGGGUGCUGUGCCAAAGGCACGUCAUUGA
Messenger RNA from Cladocopium goreaui, 1824 nucleotides. The record is from the annotation of a GenBank genome assembly. Lineage: Eukaryota; Dinophyceae; Suessiales; Symbiodiniaceae.